Molecule: messenger RNA, 265 nt
Organism: Fomitopsis serialis
Lineage: Eukaryota; Fungi; Basidiomycota; Agaricomycetes; Polyporales; Fomitopsidaceae
Exons: 2
Coding region: 21-227 (68 amino acids)
Source: RefSeq, a predicted model, not a curated record
CAACCAUAAAACACUCGUAGAUGGUGAGCACUAUUCCCAGCGGCCACGGAUCGUUGCGACUCAUCAUGGUCGCUUCAGCACUCUACAUCCCUCCGGAUAAACGCGCUCUCUCAGCUGGCAUUGCGUCAGAUUUGUAUGCUCGGGAAGUGCUGGGAUGCCUUGCGAAUGGCGGCACCUUGCAUCUCAAUACUAAAGCUAAAGACGAGAGUGUAAUGUUGCCCUUGUAAUAAUUAUCCUUCCCUCGCCAGCACAAGGCACACAUCGA